GGUUAGACACCUUUUGUCGAAAAUAGAAAGUCUGCUGGAGAAGAAUGAGUGUUUCUAUCUCAGCCAGACACUCAACACUGCACCAGCUGUUAGGGCAAAACCUCGAACAAAGUUUUUAUAUGAAAUGGCUGAACACAGAGGGCAGAGACAAGAAUCUGAGGAGAGACAGGAGCCAGAGACAGCAGAGACACCUCUUCGGUUUACAACAAAACUCAACAAAUGGCUUGAAAGAGAACAAAAACAGACAGUUGACUGUGUGAGGCUGGUCCUGAUUGGGAAGACUGGAGUUGGAAAGAGUGCCACUGGAAACACCAUUCUUGGAAAGAAAGAAUUUAAAUCAUCUCCUUUAAUGGUGUCUGUUACAACAAAAUGUAAGAGAAAGACGGCAGUAAUUGGUUCAAAAAUGGUGCAGGUCAUUGACACCCCAGGUCUGUUUGACACGACUGUCUCCAAUGAGAAGAUCAGAGACGAGAUUGGGAAAUGCAUCACCAUGUCCUCACCAGGGCCUCAUGUGUUCCUGUUGCUGGUCUCUGUGGGACGCUUAACCCAAGAGGAGAGAGAGGCGGUGAAGAUGAUCCAGGAGAUCUUUGGCGAGUACUCCAAAGCAUACACAAUUGUCGGUUUCACUAGAGGUGAGCUUCUGAGGGAAGAAGGCAUUGGCAUUAAGAAGUACAUUGAAAAAAGCCCAGCUGUCUUGCAGGAACUGAUUAAAGACUGUAGCGGUCGGUACCAUGUCUUCUGCAAUAAGGACAAAGACACACAGGCGCAACAGGUCAUGUCUCUCCUGGAGAAGAUUGAUAGAAUGAUUCAGCAAAAUGGAAGAAGCUUCUACACCACUGCCAUGUUUGAAGAGACAGAAGAGAGGAUUAAAGCAAGAGAGAUGAGACUCUUACAGCAAAAACUGGAAGAACUGGAGCAAGCAAAUAAAAAUGAAGAUGUCUCAUUUUUAGUCAGUGAAAUAUCCAAGAUCAAGGUGACUCUGGAGAAGAAGCUGAGGAACCUGCGUGGCGAAGCUGUCAAAGAGAGGGAUGAAGACAUGAAGAGACUUGAGGAGAUACGAGCCAAUCUGGAGAAGAACCAUGAGAAGAAAAUCAAGGAAAUAGAUGGCGAAGUCUUCACUGAGCUCGCUAGAAGUCGGGAUAGUAUUCGCAAGCAAGCUGAGAAAGCUGAGGCUAAAGCCAUGGCUAAGAGCUUACAACACAACCAGCAGAAAUGCACAAUAUCUUAAGAGUUGUCUGGUAGAAUUC
Messenger RNA from Clupea harengus (Atlantic herring), 1247 nucleotides. Its product is annotated as GTPase IMAP family member 7-like. The coding region runs from base 125 to 1228 and encodes 367 amino acids. The record is from RefSeq and is a predicted model, not a curated record. Gene Ontology annotation, molecular function: GTP binding. Lineage: Eukaryota; Metazoa; Chordata; Actinopteri; Clupeiformes; Clupeidae. The transcript is spliced from 3 exons.